AUGAAGAAGGAAUCUAACUUUAGAUCUUAAAGUUUCAUCAAUGAUGGUGAUAUUGACAUAACUUUGAAUAGUUACCUAGUUGCUUUCAACUUCGAUUAUGGUGAAAAACUGACCUUUAAAUUGUUAAUUCGAAAAACAAAAUAUACUUGGUUUACUAUGCUUACUUUUACUUCUAAAAAUUAGAAAAGUGUACAUCAUCAGACUACCUGUUUUUGA
Molecule: messenger RNA, 216 nt
Organism: Tetrahymena thermophila SB210
Lineage: Eukaryota; Ciliophora; Oligohymenophorea; Hymenostomatida; Tetrahymenidae
Exons: 2
Source: RefSeq, a predicted model, not a curated record